Messenger RNA from Aspergillus aculeatus ATCC 16872, 1286 nucleotides. RefSeq lists its product as uncharacterized. The transcript is spliced from 4 exons. Lineage: Eukaryota; Fungi; Ascomycota; Eurotiomycetes; Eurotiales; Aspergillaceae. Gene Ontology annotation, molecular function: O-methyltransferase activity. The record is from RefSeq and is a predicted model, not a curated record. The coding region runs from base 57 to 1256 and encodes 399 amino acids.
CCACCUUUCCAUCUCCCAUCUAACCCCCCACAUCCACACCCUCAAAAGCAAUCACAAUGGCCGAAACCGUCGCCGAGGUAACAGCAGCCGUCAACGCCGCGCUGGCCAAACUCUCCCCGACCGACGAGAUCCCCGACGCCGCGCGCUUCGGCCUCAUCGAUGCAUUGGAGAAGCUCAAGGGCGCGGUCGAGCCCCCGAUCGCGACGGUGCUGAACAUUUGCUGGGCGGCCCACCCCCUGAUCGCCCUCCGCAUCGCCAUCGGCAUGGGCAUCUUCGAUGCCUUCGCCGCCGCCGGCCCGAGCGCCGAGUUGACGGCCGACGAGCUGAACGAGAAGACCAAGGGGGAUAAGGAUAUGCUUGUCCGCAUCAUGCGCCUGCUGAGCGCCAACCGGCUGUUCACGGAGACGGCGGCGGAGAAGUACCAGGCGCAGCCGUUUGCGCUGGCGUUCGCGACGGGGGCGCCGCCUAGUGAGGUGAUUAAGAAUUUCCACAUGAUCCUACGGGCGACAGCAUACACGCACGAGUUCCUGGCGGCCCGGGACUACACGAGCCCCGAGGACGCGUACGAGACGCCGUUCCAGCUCGCGUACAAUACCCCGCUGCACCACUUCGAGUGGCUGGGCACGAACGCGGAGGAGCAGCAUGCCUUCAACACGGUGAUGGAGACGAGCAACCGCGCCGUCGAGGGGGAGCAGUGGUACGACUUCUACCCGUGGGCGGAGCGGCUUUCGGCGUCUUCGGACGCAGACCGCGUGCUGCUGGUGGACAUCGGCGGCGGCAAGGGCCACGACCUGCAGCGGUUCCAGACCGCCCAGAGCCCGGGGCGGAAGCUGGUGCUGCAGGAUCUGCCCAGCGUGAUUGCCGAUAUCUCGGGGCCGUUGGGCGGUGCGAUCGAGGCGGUUGGGUAUAGCAUGUUCGACGCGCAGCCCGUCCGCGGCGCCAAGGCGUACUACAUGCGCACCGUGCUGCAUGACUGGCCUGACAAGCAGGCCCUGCAGGCCCUGGCCCGUGUGCGGGAGGCAAUGGCCCCGGAUUCCGUGCUGUUGAUCAACGAGAACACUAUCCCCGAGACGGGCGUGCCUCGGUUCAAUGCUAGUGUUGAUCUGAUCAUGUUGUCUAUGUUCUCGUCGCUGGAGCGCACGGAUAAGCAGUGGCUGAGUCUGUUGGAGCGCGCCGGGUUCAAGGUCGUCAAGGUGUGGCGGGCUGAGAACCAGGGGACUGGGUCGAAUGCGCUGUUUGAGGCAGUGCCGGUUUGAAUUGUAUAGCUAGGGUUCUAGAGCAGGGGU